Messenger RNA from Musa acuminata subsp. malaccensis (wild Malaysian banana), 1878 nucleotides. RefSeq names its product beta-1,2-xylosyltransferase XYXT1. The record is from RefSeq and is a predicted model, not a curated record. Gene Ontology annotation, molecular function: glycosyltransferase activity. NCBI's taxonomy places the organism in Eukaryota, Viridiplantae, Streptophyta, Magnoliopsida, Zingiberales, Musaceae.
GCAGCAGCAGAAAUGGGUGGAGUAGAAAAUGUUCUCAAGAAGGAAAGAGUCUAGUCUAUAGCUUCUUCUCGAGGUAGAAGAAGAGAGUGGCUUGCUGUGAGUUCCACACGGCAGCUCUCUGGUCGAGCGAUCUGAUAUCUAUUUCUUCAGCUGAAACUUGGGGCUUCAGAGAUACGCGGAAGAUGGGGCUUAACAAGACCAUAGUAAGGAACAUGAGCCGGAUCGAAGCGCGGAAGCUCGGCUUGGCGUUGCUGGUAGGAUGUUGCAUAGUCAUACUGACAUAUUUCGUUUCCAUGUCGGAGACCACCGUUGAUCAGCAGCUUUCUGUAGCGUACAGGGUUGGCACUGUCGAGGUGGUGGACGGCAAAAUUAGUCUACAGAAGCCAGAAAGAUUAAGGAAAGCGGAGGGUGGACAUGGAAAUACUGCAGAGGAGAAGGUCCACCGCACCAAUUUUUCUGCUAUUUCCCCCAUCACUGCCAAGGAAGAGAAAAGAGAGUCCGAGAAACCAAAAGAUGAAGAGAUUCUCCCUCCUAAACGAGAGGCUGAAAGGUCUCAGACGAUGAAGCCCCAAGUGGUGGAGCCGAUAUGCGAUUUCUCGGAUCCAAGAACGGAAUUCUGUGAGAUGAAAGGCGACGUUCGCAUCCACGGGAAGUCUUCGUCGGUGGUGUUUGUUUCUCCGCACCAGCGAAGCAACGAGUGGAAGAUCGUGCCUUACGUCCGAAAGCAAAUGGGAAACGUGGAGAAAGUAUCGGUUAGAACAGCGAGCAGCCCCGGAGGCGUCCCCGAAUGCACCAUCAAUCGAUCCGUCCCCGCCAUCGUGUUUGCGCUGGGUGGAUUCACGGGAAACUACUACCACGACUUCACCGAUGUGCUGCUCCCUCUGUUCUUGACCGCACGGCAAUUCGACGGAGAAGUCCAGUUUCUCAUCACCAACAUUCAAGUUUGGUGGCUCCACAAAUACGAUCCGAUUAUUAAGAGGCUCACGCGAUACGAGUUCGUCGAUCUCGACGACAGCAAUCAGGUCCUCUGCCACCCACAUGUGAUGGUCGGCCUCCGCUUCCACAAUGACUUGACGAUACAACCUACACGAGCUCCCAACGGGUAUUCUAUGCUCGACUUCACCGCGUUUUUGAGGUCGGCUUACUCCUUGCAGAAAGCGCACGCCAUCAGCUUGAGGGAACACCCCGACAGGAAGCCGAGGCUUCUCCUCGUAGCGAGGAACGGUACUCGAAGGUUCACCAACGUGCCGGAGAUCGUCCAAAUGGCUGAGGGGUUGAACUACGAGGUGGUGCGUGCGGACGCAGACUUCGGGGACGUGGCUGGGUUUGCCGGUGUGGUGAACUCUUGUGAUGUGAUCAUGGGUGUGCACGGUGCCGGGCUCACCAACCUCGUGUUCCUGCCCACGAAUGCGGUGCUCAUCCAGAUAGUGCCUUGCUGCGAGCUGGAGGGCAUGGCCACGCACACCUUUGGAUUCCCGUCCAUGGGAGCCGGGCUGAACUACUUGGAGUACAACAUCAGCGUGGAGGAGAGCACACUGUCAGAGAAGUAUCCCAGAGAGCAUCCCGUGUUUACGGACCCUCAGUCGCUCCACAAGCAGGGAUGGUUCAAGAUGGGGAAGAUCUACUUGGUUAAACAAAACGUAAAGCUCGAUGUGAACAGGUUCAGGCCUUUCUUGGUGAGAGCCAUGGACCUUCUCGGUCGCUAGAAUGAACACUGUACUGUUAGGUGUGCUGGGUGGAGUUUAUUUUCUUUCUUCUUCUUCUUUUUGUUGAUCGAUCAUACCAUACAGUCGUUCCUCGCCGCCAAUGGUUUGAGCCGCCUUCUUGUUCUGAGCUAAAACCUAGUCUUUAUUGAGACUAUUAUUUUACUUUUUGCUA